AUGGAGUUUCAGCCUUCAUUCUUCGUUAUGUACAGCGCUCCUGCUCAAGGUGCUACGGUCGGCUCGUACCACGGUUGGCAGGCAAUCGGCGACGGGCUACCGUCGCGGGAGGCGCUCAACGCCGCGGCGGGGGGCCGUCGACAGCGGUACCGGUACCGCGUGAUUGGUUUCGGCUGUCACACGGAGUACAAGACGAUCGAGUUUCUCGAGGAGCUCUUCGCCACCCGCUUCUGCAGCUGGUGCGGCGUGGUGGCGGGCGAUAUGUACAUCCUGUCCUGCAUGCACGUCAUCUGCCCCACGUGCCAGGAGAGAACGUUCGGUGAUGCCACGUCGGGCUUCGCCGUCUGCAUGAUCGACAAGGAGGUGCUGUCCGUCGACGCGACCGCGAUCAUGCCGAACAACGUGCACUUCAAGCAGGUGCGCUGUCCCUGCCAGGGCUGCGACUACACUUGCUGCCUCAAGGACCUGAACUACCACAUGGGCCUGAGCUGCGCCUUCAACCUGACGACGUGCACCAAGUGCGACGGCAGCGUCGCCCACAAGGACAUGCCGAGCCACUUCUGGACGUGCGAGGGCGCUCCGGGAGUCUUCCUGCAGGCCGCGGAUGUCAACUCCCUGCUUGAGGACCUGGGAAAAGCCCGCAAGGAGCUGGACGGUGCCGCGCUGUGUUCGGCGAGCGCGAGCGUGCUGGAAAGUGUGGUGGUCGCUGUGACCGAGGUGUUUGACAGGAUUAAUAGCCAGCUCGUCAUGGAAACACCUGCGACCCGGUCCCGAUGGCGCUAA
Messenger RNA from Rhipicephalus sanguineus (brown dog tick), 783 nucleotides. RefSeq lists its product as uncharacterized. The coding region runs from base 1 to 783 and encodes 260 amino acids. The record is from RefSeq and is a predicted model, not a curated record. The transcript has 2 exons. Lineage: Eukaryota; Metazoa; Arthropoda; Arachnida; Ixodida; Ixodidae.